Molecule: messenger RNA, 699 nt
Organism: Symbiodinium natans
Lineage: Eukaryota; Dinophyceae; Suessiales; Symbiodiniaceae
Source: the annotation of a GenBank genome assembly
AUGGCUUGGCUCUGGUGGCUGCUGUGGUUGGCUCUGGCUCAGGGCCAAGAUUCAAUAGACUGCGAUGAGCUGGAACCCGAGGCCCUGGAGUUGUCCCUGCUCCAACUGGGGCAGCGCCUGGGCCGCGUGGCAACGGCAGGAGCAGUUGAGCCUGUGCAUCCACAACAGGAGCCCAAGGACACCUCCUGCACCGGCGCCUUCCAUGUCUGCACGUUGGCAGAGCGCCACACUUGUGCGUACAUCCCGGGCUGCCACUGGCACCGCGAGACCGCCUACGGAGGCUGGUGCACGGAGAAUGGUGCGAAGGCCAGCGAGGGCUCCAAGGAAGCCAAGGAAGCCAAGGGCGCCAAGAGCGCCAAGAGCGCCAAGGGCGCCAAGGGCGCCAAGGCCAAGUCCCCUCACUGCGCCACCAUGGACGGCCCCCGCUGCGCCGCCGAGCCCGCCUGUCGUUGGGAGAAGAGCUGGAUCGAUGCCGGCUGUCGAGGAGAUGGGAGCCGCUGGCAGAACCCAGGCUGCAGCUUCACCAACGAUGCCGAGGCAUGCAUGUUCAUGCCGGGAUGCAACUGGAGGGGCCGCAGCUCCUACGGUGGCUGGUGCUCCAGCAAAGGUGACUCUAACGAGGCAGGCAAAGCCUGUGCUUUUGAGACGACGCAGAGUGCUUGCACACAGCACGGCUGCAUCUGGACGGUGUCAGCAUGA